CUGAGCACCAGGAAAUGAUGAUGAUGAUGGUGAUGAUGAUGAUGAUGAGUGUGUAGCUCACAGAACUGGGAGGAGAAACCAGCAGAAACAGCAGAAGCGACAACUUUAGUGAAGAUGAGCGACGCGAACCAGCCUCGAGUGGAACUUUUCGUGAAGGCAGGAAGUGAUGGUCAGAGCAUCGGUAACUGUCCGUUCUCUCAGCGUCUCUUCAUGGUUCUGUGGCUGAAAGGAGUCACCUUCGACGUGACCACAGUGGACAUGAAGAGGAAGCCAGACAUCUUGAAGGACCUGGCUCCGGGCGCUCAGCCUCCCUUCCUGCUGUACGGCAGCGAGGUGAAAACCGACACCAACAAGAUCGAGGAGUUUCUGGAGGAGAAUCUCUGCCCUCCAAAAUAUCCUCGUCUGGCAGCUCGUAACCCGGAAUCCAACACAGCCGGCAUGGACGUCUUCUCCAAGUUCUCCGCUUACGUCAAGAACUCCAACCCUCAGACGAAUGAAAAUCUAGAGAAAGGCCUGCUGAAGGCUCUGAAGAAGCUGGACGACUACCUCGGUUCCCCACUUCCUGACGAGAUCGACGAGAAUAGCGCUGAUGAGGUCACUUCCUCGUCCCGCCCCUUCCUGGACGGCCAAGAGCUCACUCUGGCUGACUGCAACCUGCUGCCGAAGCUGCACAUUGUGAAGGUGGUGUGUUUGAAAUACAGAAACUUCAGCGCCCCUCAGUCCCUGACGAACCUGUGGAGGUACCUGAACGCUGCGUACGCCAGGGAGGAGUUCGCCUCCACCUGCCCGAUCGACGACGAGAUCCACAUGGCCUACUCCUCUGUAGCUAAAGCGCUAAAGUAGGCGGAGAACGGUGGAACACACCAGCAGAGCAGCAUGCAAGAAGCACAGAAACACUCACAUCCUCACGAGCUGUGCAAGCAACGUGGUCGACGAGUCUCUCUGUUGGCUUAGACGCUUUCUGUAGCGUCGUCAUGCUGCUCUCACGGGUUUAUUGUUAAACUGGAUGACAUGAAAACAAACACAAAACCGUUCAGCCCGGGUUUCAUUUAUUUAGCUGACGAUGAUUAAUGGGUCAUUCCAACCAUCUUCAGUUUGGCUGUUUUUACUUUAAAAUGGUCAAAAAUGACAAAUGCUCGUCAAAAUCUGUUCAAAACCACAUAAUAGUUGUCCAAGGCUGUCAAAAAUUACUCCCGUUUGGUUCAGAGUGACUCAGAAUGUGUCCAAAAUAACUCCAAAAAUACAAAUAAAAACACAAAAAGGAAAAAUUGAUUUGAAAUCUUCUUGAAAUGACUGAAAAUCUGUGGAAAAUUACAAAGAAAUUGUCCAGAAUAACACAAAACUAGUCAAUGCAACUCAAAAAUGUUGAAAAUGACGAAAACUCAAACUUUUAAAAUGACUAAAACUCUAAAAUGUUCUCAGGAUUUUUCCAGAUUUGUCCAAAAUAACAAAAAAGUCCAAAACACGUCAAAACUGACUUGGAAUGUUUUGGAAAUUAGCCAGAUUGAGUUGACCAUGUGUAAAAUCGGAGCUCAUUGGUAACAUUAGUUUAUGAGUUAAAAAGUCUCAAAGAGCGGUGGUGUCUUUUAUUUUUUCAUCAUUUUCUUUCCACCAAUCUGUGGAUCAAUGUUUGAAGAGCCAUAACUUUAGAUUUCAUGUGGCUAGAGUCUUGAAAUUUGGUAGAAUCAUUGAUAUGAACACAUGGUCUCCAAUGGUGCAACCCUGCUUUGAUAGAAUAAUACAAACUGGUUAUAUGAUGGUAGAAAUUUGGUUAAAAAAAAAAUUGCCUUGUUUUGCUUUUUUUCCCAAUAUUCCACCAGCCGUACAACUUUUAUGUUUCACCUUAAGAGGCAGAUUUUUCCCUGUUAUUGGCACCAAUAGGAGCUUUAAAAAUCUACAUUUUUAAAGAUUCUAUUGUUGCUAGUCAUAGGUAAAAAUAAUUCUGGCUCUUGUGGGGAAAAAUAGAAGUUUUAUGGUUGGUGGAAUAUGUGAAUAGAAAAAACAUCGACUUUUUUUUAAAAUCAAAUUUCCACCAUCGUAUAACCAGUUUGUAUUAUUCUAUCAAAGCAGGGUUGUACCAUUGGAGACCAUGUGUUCAUAUCAAGGGGUCUACCAAAUUUCAGGACUCUAGCUACAUGAUUUCUCAAGUUAUGGCUCUUCAAACAUUGAUCCACAGACUGGGGCGAAGAAAACUGCAAAAAUCAACAUUACCCCACCUUAAUUAAGAAAUCUUAACUGAAAACUUUUUGUGACCAAAAAUACUACACACUUUACCUAAUAACGUAAGUAUGCACAGAAAAUCAGACAAAUAUGAGAUGGUCAGGUGGGAACUUUUAAAAUAUUUGGUGAAUUGAGGUGGGUUGACUUGUCGAUCACGUUGCUUGCAGAUACACGAACAUGUUCACACACCUUUUUAACUACAGCCUUGCUUGUGUACAGUUUAACCAUCAGUAGAGACACUGAUGCUCAUUGUUCCAUUGUUAUCGAUGCCUCCAUUUGUCCUUGAUGUUUUUUUGUGGGGUUAAAUUUCAACAGACACAACGCUGCCUACCGGAUCUAACCUUCACUAGUACCUUGCAAGCCUCACGCAGGCCGAUUCUUAUUCUUCUGUUUGAGGAAGUGAAGUUUGAAUACCAGCGCCAGCUCACCUGCCAAAGAGUCUCUGCUUCACGUUGACUUUUAUUUCAUUACUGAGGGACUAAGGCCUUUCACAGCUAAGGAUUACAGCAUUUUUUAAUAUUUCCAUUAAAGCCAAUUUCCAUUCGCGACAUUUAUUCGUCGUCGUUGCGCCUCAGAGAGGAAGGAGGUGCAGAUUGAGUCUUGCUAUAGGGAGCUGAAAACAGUUACAGAGACAGGAAAUGAUUUCAAUAGAGUCGGGCUUCCCCUUUCUGCACUCCCACAGCAGGCGCGAAGGAUUAUUUAAGAUUACCGAGCUUGUUUGUGAUCCGAUGCACAGGGCUUCUCGCCAACAAUUUAUUUAGUUCUGCCUGUCAUGUAUGGAAGUGAGAGAGGUUUAGUCGCUAUGGAUGAAGAAGUGAAGCUCUGCCUCCUGUAGCAUGUUAGUCAUGAAAGGAAAAACUAGGAGGGAAUAAUGUGUGUAAAGUUUCAAAAAAACUGCUUUGAUGGCUUUAGCUUGUAGGUUGUUGUUAAUGAUUAAAGGAUAAGGCUGGAGUUGGUUAAUAUUUCUCUAAUUGUGAGUAAAUCCCAUGAAAACAAUCUAGUAGUCAGGGAGAAGUUCAUUCAUUCAAAAUAAACAGCUGGACACUGUAGUUUGUAGUAAACAGGAGUAAAGAGUGUAUUUGUUGGGGACUAUAUUAAGCUGCGGAUUAAUACACAUUUAGUGCUUCUCUUUAGCAGAAACUACACUGCCUGUGUUCAUCAUAAUAAAAGACCAGAGUGCUUCGACGUAGCUCAUUUUUAAGUAUUUUAGUACCACAGCAGCGUUAAUCAGUUUGGUCUGAACCAUCGAUAAAUACAUUCAUGUUUCCCGGUUAUGAAUCCUGCUGACUUCUGUUGAUCAUCCACGCUUUUACUGAAGAGCCGCCGUAAAGUUAACUUAUGAGAUUUUUAGUUAAAUGUGUCAAGAGCUACUGGAUGCCAUCCAUCCAUCCAUCCAUCCAUCCAUCCAUCCAUCUUCUUCCAUUUAUGCUAAUCUGUAAAUUUUUAGUCUGCUUAGUCUUUGAGAUAAACUGAGGAACUCGGAGUAGAGUUACAUCACCUUCAAGUCAGGAGUCAGCUGAGCUGGUCUGAGGAUCUGGUCAGGAUUCCUCCUGGGCGACUAGGAGGAGAUCUGGAGGUAGAAUCAGGACUCUCUGGAGGGAUUACAUAUCUCAUCUCAUAUCUCUCAGAAAAGUGAAUGUAUGGAUGGUGACCAGAGUUAUACCUGCUACAAAUCAGCAUGUUGAUGUUAGCAUGUUAGCUUGUUGACGCUAGCAUUUAGCUCAAGCACAGCCUUGCAGAGCCCCGUGUUGCACACAGCUUAUUAGGGAGAUACCGUUGAAAUUUCUAAUUUAUUUUUUUAUGCUAAAUUUGAUGUAAAAACCUAAACUAUCAGAAGCAAUAACAUUUCAAGAUGUGAUGAUUUUAACUAAGACUCACAAAGUUUAAGUUUUCUGUAUAGAUUCAGAGCUGCGUAGUUCAGUUUGAGGAGUUUCCUUUUUGAAUUUUGAUCAUCCAUAACUUCAAAUGCUGAACGUCUCCAUGUACGAUUCUUUGUGUUAAAAGUUCAUUUUGUUAUCAUUGUCCAGACUCAACUUGGUACCAAAAUCAGUUAAUAGUUGCUAGCAGGAUCAGUGCAUUGUUGGUUUUUCUGUUUUCAUGGGAUUCAUUGAUACCAGCCUUGUCCUUUAACCCUCCUGUUGUCCUCAUUUACGGGCACCAAAAAAUAUUGUUUCCUUGUCUGAAAAAAAUCCAAAAAUUCAGCCAAAAAAAUUCCCCAAAUUUCUGAAAAUUUGCAAAACCUUCAGGAAGAAAAUUCCAUUAAUUCCUUAAAAGUUUCAGAUAAAAAAAUUUAUUUAAAAAAAAUCCCCCAAAUUUGGCAAGAAAAUUCUUGUAACUAUUUUCAAAAAAUGAGUAAAAAUCUUCCAAAAAAUCCUAAAAAUAUCGAAAGUGAUUCCAUAUAUAUCAUUAAAACUUCUAAUAUUUUAAAAGAAACAUUUUUUUAUACCAAAAAAUAUUCAAAAAUUUCCCAAAAAUGUUGAAAAUGUGGACAGCAGAAGUUUCACUGGGAAAAUCCCCCCCCCCCCCCCCCCCCCCCCCCCCCCCCCCCCCACAUUUUCAGACUUUAAAACAGGUCAGUUUUGACCCGCAGGACGACAGGAGGGUUAAAGCCUUGUUGUAACCUCUGAGAUGUCAGAUUUAGCAUUGGAUUAACUGGCUUCUAGACGACUGCUGGUGUGAAACUCCUGUUGAAGUGACUUGAAAUGAACUCGCUGGGAGGAACUGGAACUAAAAACGCCUCGUCCGACUGUAGCAGCAGCAGCUUGUGUGGAGGAUUUAUCAACUGGAAGGCAAAUUAACAUUUCCAGAAGCUGUUGGUGAUUCUAAAUAGUGUUGUGAGCUCCGGGCAGCCUCGUCAUGCGUCGUUAAAAAAAUAAAGUACCUAAGUGCAAUUUAAACUGAUUAGAAAUACAGUGUGAGCAAAUUUGGUUAUUUUUCUACAGAAGUUUAAUCACAGAAGUUCACAGAGAGGAUGUAUUUACUUGGCUGAAUUAUUGUGGAGUUUUUUUUAAAGGGAUCUAGCCUGAGUGACUUCAUGCUGAUGUGUUUUAGUAUUUCUUGUUCACGUCUAAAUGUAGGAUUUGAUGCAAUUUCAAGCACGAUGUCAAAUUCUUAAAGUUUCAUUUGCAUAGUUUGUUUUUCACAUCACUCUUUUAACUCUUAUUUUUUAUUUUGUAUUUUAUGUCAUGCAUGUGCUUCGUUACCCAUAUUGUGCUUUUCACGUUUCCCUAUGAAUAUUUUAGCCUAGUCAUUUUUAUGCUGUUUGCUGUCAUGUAGUUAGAAGCAGCUGCACUUCAAACGUCCACAGGAUGAAACCAGUAGAUUAAACCAGCAAUGAAGACAAUCAAACUAAUGGCACUGCUGAAAUGUAAAUGUUAAAGCUCUUAAAAAGACACAUUUAUUAAUGUCCCAAUAAAAUACCUUGACAUUAAA
This is a messenger RNA of Amphiprion ocellaris (clown anemonefish), 5652 nucleotides long. RefSeq names its product chloride intracellular channel 1 (gene clic1). NCBI's taxonomy places the organism in Eukaryota, Metazoa, Chordata, Actinopteri, Pomacentridae. Bases 115 to 843 code for a protein of 242 amino acids. The record is from RefSeq and is a predicted model, not a curated record. The transcript has 7 exons.